AUGGCUUGUAUGGAUCCCGAUAAGCCUCACGUUCUUUGCAAAUACUCUCGAGAUACUGUACUUCCAACACGAGUUCUAGAUGUUAGCAACCCCGCCGACGAUGAGUCCACGGUGAGAUUGCAAGUGAGCGAGACCGAGGUUCACCAGCAAUAUCUCGCAUUGAGCUACUGCUGGGGUAAACAACCCAAGUCCACAAGCCCAACGAAGACGGUGCAGUUACGCAAAGAAAAUACGGCAGACCUCAUCUCCGGGUUCAGGCUCGACAGUCUUCAACAGUCUUUGCAAGAUGCGGUUUUCGUCACUCGCAAGCUAGGCUUCCGCUACCUCUGGAUUGACGCGAUGUGCAUCAUUCAAAAUUGUGAAGAUGACAAACAAAGAGAGAUUUCCCGCAUGGCAUCUAUUUAUAAGAAUGCUACCGUCUGUAUCGCAGCGUCAACUUCAAAGAAUGCGGCUCAUGGGUUUCUCACGAAUAAAGGACCGGCAUAUCUCCCAGAUCACAAGUUCCGUAUCUCCAUGAACGAAGGAGAGAUCGGGACUGUUCACCUAUCGGCAGAGGAUUACGAGCCGGAACACCCUCUGGAUACAAGGGCGUGGGCCUUGCAAGAGUUUAUGCUGUCAUCCAGAUUGCUGAUCUUCUCCGACUACGAGCUGUUGUGGCAGUGUAAGGAAGUGAGCCUUCGCGGCGUUACUGGAAAUGGUCUCGACUAUGUACAGCCGCUGGAGGAUUUGCCGUGGGCUGUGUUUGAUAGUGACGGGGAUUCUUAUUUUGGAAACCAGGAUUUUGACAGGCUAUACCUGUGGAAGACUGUGGUUCGACAAUACACUGACAGGAAGCUCACCGACCCAAACGAUAGACUUCCAGCAAUCACUGGAAUUACCACGGAGCUACAAACACUAUGGAACGAUGUCAAUAUUUAUGGGCUCUGGAGACGAUGGUUUGUAUCACUCUUGGCAUGGUAUAAGCCAAAUUCUGAACGAGAAAAAAAGCGUCACCUCAAACGAGCGCCGAGUUGGUCUUGGGCCUCACUUGAUGGAGUCAUUUAUUUCGAAGGGCCUUUAAUUAAAGAGGACGCACAAGUCAAGUUAUUGACUAUAUCAAGUGCAGAGCUCACUGGUCGUAUUCUCACGUAUGAUGAAGUAUCCAAAGAUGAAAAAAAAUUGGACACCAUAUCGGAAUGGUCAGAUCUGAAAGAUCCAAUCUCAGAACUCCGAAAGAUGAAAUCCGCGGACGCAGAGGCGGAGUACUUGCUUUUAGGUACGGCCAAAUCCAAACAAUAUGGCGAAAUCGGUAUUGGCUUAGUUGUGGUAAAUGUAGGCGGUGGGAUGUACCGACGGAUUGGACUGGCAAAGUUCUUGGACAUGAGUGUAUGGGCAGAAUCCCGGCCACGAGACGUCACCUUGGAGCCCAAACGUGCAUCUAGAAGAUAG
Molecule: messenger RNA, 1428 nt
Organism: Pochonia chlamydosporia 170
Lineage: Eukaryota; Fungi; Ascomycota; Sordariomycetes; Hypocreales; Clavicipitaceae
Product: heterokaryon incompatibility protein
Exons: 1
Coding region: 1-1428 (475 amino acids)
Source: RefSeq, a predicted model, not a curated record